AAACUGAAUGAUAUUGUGAUAGACUCAGUUGUGACUCGGUUGUCUUGCGGGUUGGACGUGUUGCCGGUGCAGUUCAAAGUGUACAAACCGCCAAGAUAUUGUUCUGAUGACGUCUAAAUAUAAUUGGUACAACCGUCAUGUCUAAAGUCAAGACAAUGUUGAAGAUCGGCGGCGGCGCGGUGCUGAUCGCCGCCAUCGUGGCCGUAUUCGUGGUCGCCACACAAGGCCGAGAUCCGGACUUGGAGGCCUCGGAACAGGAAGGCAGAGAGUAUAUCAUACAUUUGGACAAAAUGGCCGGUAUUAGGAAGAAUAAAGCCAGUCUGGCCGAGUGGGCGUACACAUCUAAUAUCACAGAGGAAAAUGAAGUGAAAAGGAUACAAGUUCAACUAGAACUGUCGAAGCAAGAGAAGCAAGCGUGGGAAGAGACGAAGAUGUACAGAUGGCAAGACUUCCAAGACUUUUCUCUUCGGAGGAUGUUCAAGAAGUACAGUCAAUUGGGCGUAUCAGCGUUGCCCGAUGAGAAAUACAAGCUGUUAAUGCAGUGUGUCUCAGGAAUGGAGUCGAAUUAUGCAACUUCUAAGAUAUGCGAUUAUAAGAAUGCCACCAAAUGCGACUUAGCUCUAGAACCAGAUAUAACAGAGAUCUUUGCGAAGAGUCAAGACCCUGAAGAGCUGAAGCACGCUUGGUUAGAGUGGCAUAAUACAGCUGGGUCGAGGGCUAGAAACAAUUUCACACAGUAUGUGGAAUUAGACAAUGAAGCAGCAAAACUAAAUGGUUUCAAAGAUGUCGCCGAAUGGUGGCAAUCGGAAUAUGAAGUUCCUGAUUUCGAACAACAAUUAGCAAAGUUAUGGGAGGACGUCAAACCAUUGUAUCAGCAACUACACGCUUAUGUGAGAAAACGCCUUCGUGAUAAGUAUGGAGAAAAUAUAGUUUCAGCUAAAGGACCAAUACCUGCACAUUUGUUAGGUAACAUGUGGGCACAAACUUGGAACAACAUCGAGUCCUUCACUCGUCCAUAUCCCGAUAAGAAAGAAAUCGACAUAACGAAGGCGAUGAAAGAUCAAAAUUACACACCUCUGAAAAUGUUCCAGAUGUCAGAUGAAUUCUUUAGAUCUCUUAAUUUGACAGCAAUGCCUGAGAAGUUCUGGAACAAUUCUAUUAUUGAAAAGCCGACCGACAGGGAAAUAGUCUGUCAUGCGUCAGCUUGGGACUUCUAUGAUGGAGAAGAUUUUAGGAUCAAAAUGUGCACAUCAGUGAAUAAGGAGCAUUUGAGGGUAGUCCAUCAUGAAAUGGGUCAUAUCCAGUAUUACUUGCAGUACAGAGAUAAGCCAGUAAUUUUCAGAGCUGGUGCAAAUCCAGGUUUCCAUGAGGCUGUAGGUGAUACGAUAGCUUUGUCAGUAUCUUCGCCGAAACAUUUGAGACGCGUUGGUCUGGUUAGUGGAGAUGCUGAAGACGAACAGACUGAAAUAAAUCAACUAUAUAAAAUGGGCAUUGACAAGAUCGUGUUUCUGCCGUUCGCGUACACCUUGGACCUGUUCCGCUACGGCGUGUUCCGCGGCACAACGAGCGCGGACGACUACAACUGCCACUACUGGCGCCUUCGCGACGCGCUGCAGGGCGUGGAGCCGCCCGUGCCGCGCUCCAAGGACGACUUCGAUGCCGCCGCUAAGUACCACGUGUCCGCCGACGUCGAGUACGCCAGAUACUACGUGUCGUUCAUAAUUCAGUUCCAAUUCCACCGCGCUCUAUGUCAGCUCGCCGGGGAGUACGUGCCAGAGGAUCUCACCAAGAAACUGGUUGACUGUGACAUCUACCAGAGCGUCAAUGCUGGAAAUGCUCUCUCCAACAUGUUAAAGAUGGGUUCGUCGAAGCCGUGGCCGGAUGCGAUGGAAGCAUUGACUGGUCAGCGUGCCAUGAGAGCGGACGGACUGCUGGAGUACUUCCGACCUCUGCACGAGUGGCUGCAGGCAGAGAAUCAGAGGACUGGAGAGUUUAUCGGCUGGGAGCCCAGCAAAAUACAAUACUGCACGGCGGAGCAGCUCGCCGCGCUGGAGCAAGCGCAGCAGGACGGCAAGGACACGUGACAGUACUUAUUUAGGAUAAUAGAACAGUAUUCAUAAUAAAUGUUUUUGUAAUAUA
Molecule: messenger RNA, 2139 nt
Organism: Vanessa tameamea
Lineage: Eukaryota; Metazoa; Arthropoda; Insecta; Lepidoptera; Nymphalidae
Product: angiotensin-converting enzyme-like
Exons: 12
Coding region: 138-2084 (648 amino acids)
Biological process (GO): proteolysis
Cellular component (GO): plasma membrane
Molecular function (GO): metallopeptidase activity; peptidyl-dipeptidase activity
Source: RefSeq, a predicted model, not a curated record